Messenger RNA from Pseudomyrmex gracilis, 2506 nucleotides. RefSeq lists its product as uncharacterized. Lineage: Eukaryota; Metazoa; Arthropoda; Insecta; Hymenoptera; Formicidae. The transcript is spliced from 5 exons. The record is from RefSeq and is a predicted model, not a curated record. Bases 771 to 1169 code for a protein of 132 amino acids.
AAGAGCGCUCUUCCUCUAAAAAGCAAGCAGGAAAAGAGCGUUUUUCUAUAGAAAAUCAAGAGAAAGAAGAGAACAGUUCUUCUAAGAAUUGGGAGGNUAAACAAAGUCCAUCUUCAAGCAAGCAAGAGGUAAACAAGAGUAGUUAUUUGCAUACAGAGGGCAAAGAAAGUUUGUCUUCAAGUAAGCGAAAUGAGGGGAAAGAGCAAAGUUUCUCUGGUGUGCCAAAAGGCAAACUUGCACAGGGUCUUGAAGACAUAGUCAAGGAAGUUCCAAUAACAGAAAGCAUGGGCUUUUUCAAAGAAGAUAAUAACGUGAAUGUAACAAGUGCAUCUCUGAACUCUGGUUUUGAAUCAGUGAAAUAUGUAGAGGACUUCAUUUUAUUCCCUGCUUCAAAUGAUGCAGACAAAUUGAAUGUUGAUGAAACAUCUCCAUCUGAAACUCCGACAACUUUGAACUUUACAGUUCGGAAUUUUGAGGCACCAGCCUCUUUUCAAAUCAGCCAGGAUGAGAGCAACAAUGACUUAUCCUUAUCUGUGGAUNCUGCAAUCUUCACUAAUGAAAUAGAGUUUCGGAAGUUUGUUGCUAGAGAGCUACUCAAACUAAGACUCGCAGUAAGACGGCCAAGAGAACUCAAUACUACCUUGGUGCAUCAAGGAUCUGACUGCAUACCAGAUGAGAUUGAAGAAAUGAAGUCUUCAGUCGCUGAUCUCAUACAAUGAAACUCAAAAUUACUUAAAGACAAUGUCUAUUAUGUCAAGAAUGUCAAAGAAAUGGCUCGUAUCGGCGGCCACACUGUUGACAAAGUUGUCAAAAACAUACUCACUCAGUACAUACAUUGUUCAGUGGGAUGUUUGUUUAGUUGGGAGGGAGCCAAAAAGAAAAUGAAAUUUAAGGAGCUAAAAGGUGUCAUCAGGGCUCUUGAAGCUUCUGUUCGUUCUACCAAAGUACGGAACACUUUCCCUUAUGUUGAUGCUUCUAAUGCAGACAUUCAAAAAUCAACAUGUGAUUGGCUGCGUCAACAGAUAACAAAAUCUAAGAGAGUUAUGGAAUCAGAAGAACAGAGCGACAGUGAUAAUCACUCAAGCGGUGAUAAUGAUUAUGCUAACAGUGGGNAUGAUGAAGGCUCAGGUGAAAGUGAUGUAUCUUUAUCUGAAGAGGAUUAUAAUUAGCUGUAGAAUCAUACAGCAGGUUGCUGCUGAGUAAUCUUUAUGAUUAUUUGAUUUUUAUAUCUCAUAUAUAUCAUACAUAUUUUUGUAUCUUAAAUACACUCAGGUUGCUGCUGAGUAGUGAGCAUUUUAUUUUAAUGAUUAUUUGAUUUUUAUAUCUUAAAUGUACUCAGCAGGUUAUUGCUAAGUAGCUAGCAGUUUUUAAAUGAUUAUUUGAUUUUUACUGUAUCUCAGAUACACUCCAGUUGUAGCUGCUGCAACUUAAAAACACACUUAAUUGUAUUUUCACUCUAAAACNUACUAUGUUGCAUUUGAACCUGAAUGCAACUGAAUAGGCUUCAGAAUAGCAUGAUCAACUGAGUGAAUUUUGAANCCACAAAGGCAACUGGAGUGCAUUUCAUAUGUAGGAGUAUUGUGUUUGAGUCUCUACUGUGCAAUUUAUUACGUUGCAAUUNAUUUUAUUUCUUAAGUGAUCUCAACUNGUACCUGUAUGUAAACUAAGUUGUUUAAUGUGUUCCUUGANAAGUUAUCAUUAGCAACAUGUCUGCAGUGGUGGAUCCAAUAUGGGUAAAAAUGUUACCAUAAUUUUAAAUUUUGCUANACUGCAUUUUGUGAAUAAAAUGUCGUUUUAUCUCAGUAUUUUAACACUUUUNAUGAAUUAUUUCCUAGAGCUAAGUAUCAUGUCAUNACAUAAUGCAGGUNUAUCUGAAACUAAAUAUCACUAUCAAAUGCACAAGAUAUUUCUGGAAUGUUUGAUUAUAUGUCCUAUACAUAUUGCAUCCUGAGUAUGAUAUACAUAAACGUUCCGUAAAAGGCAAUUUUUGGCGAUCAUAGGGUACAUAUACCAAAGUGUACCAAACUAUAAUUUGAAGUCACUCGUACUAUAUACCGAUCAACCAGAUAUCAUUUUUAAAACUUUUGCAAGAGAGAUAUCUUUUGCAUGUUUUUGAUGUGGACAUUAGCAGUCUCAGGCAUAUCCCUGAGAUAUCAUUUGAAUAUCAUUACACGUUCGAAAUUGUCUCAACGAGAUAUCUUUUGCACAUUCAAAGUCUCUGUGAGAUAUCUUCAAGACAUCUUAAAUACAUCAUUGUGCCGUCUGGGUUAACAGUCAAAAAACUUUUUUUCAAAUAUAAUACGUGUCUUCCGAGCUCAGCGCCAGUAGAACGCCUUUUUCGUAUAGAGGAUUAAUUAUGAGACCUCACAGAAGGAAAAUAGGGGAUUCUCUUUUUGAAAAACGUGUUCUUUUAAAAGCAUCACGUUCUACUUCUAAAGAGCAAAAUGUCAUUUUAAAAGAACAACUGAAUGUCUUGAAACGAUGGAAGCAAAUAUCUUUUUUAAGU